Molecule: messenger RNA, 2123 nt
Organism: Myxocyprinus asiaticus (Chinese sucker)
Lineage: Eukaryota; Metazoa; Chordata; Actinopteri; Cypriniformes; Catostomidae
Product: fasciculation and elongation protein zeta-2-like
Exons: 9
Coding region: 44-1180 (378 amino acids)
Cellular component (GO): axon; cytoplasm
Source: RefSeq, a predicted model, not a curated record
CAUGACCGUGUGUUCCUUCAGCUGAACGUCUCGAGAUGUCAUUAUGGCGGAGCCUUCAGCGCAGAAAGACGAUAAUGUGUGGCAGGAUUUAAACCAAUUCCAGGUCGUAACUGGACAAGAGCUUCAUCUGAAAGCUGAGGAGAUGUCGCUUCUGCUGGAUGGACUUUCAGACAUGGCGAGCGCGUUUGAGAUGAGCUCGUACACAUGCACGGAGGACAUGUUAAACCACUUCGACGAGAAGUUACAGUUAUGCUUCCAAAAUCUACAGACUAAACCCAGUACCGUAGAUCCAAUGAAGACAAUAAACGAGGACACGACCCUUAAAUGUGAUGAGAUCUGGAAUGCUCUGACGGAAAACUAUGGCAAUGUCAUGCCAGUGGACUGGAAUCAGUCUCGAGUUCGUUCGCUUCAUCUCUCAACACUGAGUCUUGAAGACAGGCCGCGACUGGAGAGCUUGAAUCUGGAUGUGUCUGACGAUGAGGACUUGAGAGAGCAGAUGGACCUACAUUCCAUCAUUGUGUCCUGUAUCAGUGAAGAGCCACUCCUCACUGCUGAACAGGUCAUUGAGGAGCUGGAGGAGAUCAUGCAGGAUUCACCAGAGAUGGAAUUAGAGCAGAACCCUCCACAUUCAGAACUCUCAGUCGUCUCUCAGAAGACCCAAAGAUCUCACAACAGAGUGAGGCUUAUGUCUAUAUCGGAGCUAAAUGAGGUUCUGGAGAUGGUGGAGACAUCCAUCCGUGGACAUUCAGAGGAGUUGAUCCAGCAUCUGGCCAUGAGGGAUGAGCUAGAGUUUGAGAAGGAGGUGAAGAACAGCUUCAUAUCAGUUCUCAUAGAUGUGCAGAACCGACAGAAGGAAAACCGAGAGAUGCUGAAGAAGAAGAAGAAACUCAAGAACACAGCCGAAGCACUGCAGGCUCGAUCAGAAAGACUGUCCUCUUCUCGCUUCAGUAUGGAGGGCAUCUCUUCUGCUAUUCAGAAUGGGUUUCGGCACACUUUUGGGCAUGUGGGCGGGGAAAAGCAGUAUGUAACAACAGUGAUCCCCUACGAGAGGAAAGAUGGGCCGCCAUCCGUCCAAGACCUGCAGAUUUUUACCAAAAUUUUAAAAGCCAUGAGAGAUGACAGUGACAAAGUACCAAGUCUCCUCACAGACUACAUUCUCAAAGUACUGUGCCCCACCUAGAGAGAGGAAAGACACUUGUCUUCUCAUCUGUGUCGAGGAUGGCUCCUUGGUUUUCUCCAAAACAAGAACUUCUGGAGGGAUUUAAUUCACUGUGUAACCUUCCCACUGUUGAACAAUGAAUGUGUGCAAGACUGAAUUCUUCUGUAUUGAAGUGUUUUACCCUAAAUUUUGCAUGUUUGCAGUAUUCUGUUUGAUCGCAUUAAGGUUUGCUGUCCUUGUGUAAAGGUGAAGCUAAGGUUUAGUUGUGUGUAUUCAACCAUCCCCUGGUAAGCAUUAGUUUAUCCAGGUGUGCUCUGAAACAUAUUCAAAGUUUGACUUUUGUGUCACCAAGGGAUGAUGUAUUUCCAAUCCUAAGGGUUGAUUAGUCGUCCCGAGCACGAGUGCACUUAUUGGUCUUUUAACUGUCUAUUUUGCUCAGGUUGAUAGAACCCUAGUGAGUGAAUCAACUGAUUUAAUGCCUUAUGUCACUACAUGUCUAUUCACUCAUAAUAUACUGUACAAACUCUGUUCCUAGAACUUUACUCAUGAGGUUGUGUAGAAACGAUUUACUGAACAAACAUCUGACCUCUGGCCUAUGCAUUACAGUAUUGUCUAAAAGGCAUAACUGUAGGCACAUGACGCUUUAUUAUGCUGAUGAGAUGAUAUUUUGGUGACUGUGUUUUGUUUUGUCCUGACUGAAACAUCUGCUUGUGUGCCUACUGAAUCGGUUAUCCUGACAAGUGUUGGCUGUUAUUGGCUGGAGAGUGAUGGAGAAUGAUGAUUUAUUCAUGUCAUUAACAAACCUUUGUCUCUGUGUUUUUAUUUAUUUUUUAUUAAUAAUGACCUGGCAUUCAUAUUGUUUAACAGUUUUGUAUAAAAUGUAUAAACUAUGGCAAUUUCUGUUUCUCACUUUCUUUUAUUUAUACUUUUAGAAUUAAAAAGGAAUAUAUAUAUUUUAAAACUA